This is a messenger RNA of Staurois parvus, 461 nucleotides long. Lineage: Eukaryota; Metazoa; Chordata; Amphibia; Anura; Ranidae. The record is from the annotation of a GenBank genome assembly.
GCUGCUCAGGGAGCGCGCGGCGACCGGCGGUGCGCUGUGUCCCUCGGACACAGCAGAUCACCGAUCACGGAAAGAGCCGAAGAUGUCGGCUCGGUCAUGUGAUCAGCUGUGUCCAAUCACAGCUGAUCACAUGACGUGUACACUGGUCAUCAGGGCACUGAUGAUCAGUGUGCCCUGAUGAUCAGUGUAACCCCAGCAGUGCCACCUGUCAUUGUCCAUCAGUGCCUUGUGUCAGUGCUCAUCAGUGCCUCGUGCCAGUGCCCAUCAGUGCCACAUCAAUGCCACAUAUCAGUGCCUACCAGUGCACAUCAAUGCCACAUAUCAGUGCCCAUCUGAGCUGCCUAUCAGUGCCAGUCAGUUCCACCUAUCAAUGCCAAUCAGUGCCACCUAUCAGUGCCAGUCAGUGCCACCUAUCAAUGCCAGUCAGUGCCGCCUAUCAGUGCGCAUCAGUUGCGCCUAUC